UUUGCCUCGUUUGCAUCUCUCUCUUGCCGUCUAUUCACUCCGUUAAGAGUUCUAAAUCCUUGCUAGCAUCACUCUGAAUCUUCAGAAAGUUACGUAAGAUUCAAAUGCCAUUGUCGCCUGGUACUAAGCUUCAGAUUCGCUUCGUAAGAUCUGCUGGCCGGGGAAGCAUGUGCACAAGGCUUCAGUUCAUGGCAUCAGCCUUGUGCUGAUCAUAGGAGAAGAAGCUUUUAAAUCAUGAUAUUUUGUCUCAAAGAAGCAGCAUUUAUAAGCUCCUCUAUGAGGUAGUAGUAGUUAAGAGAUGGUAUUGCAAUUCAACUAUCUGUUGACAUGGAAGAGAUACCAGAUGAAGUUGAGCUUCCAGAGCAUAGAUACCCCAAUACUGCAUGGUGGCCUUCAGAUUAUGUUGAAAAGUUGGGAUCCGUUUCACUUGAUGGAAAAGAAGAAAUUAUGAGGAAUCGGGAACCAACUGAGAGAGAAUAUGAUAGGCUAUCCUCUCAGACUGCUUCCCAGAUUCUCUGGAAAACUGGAACACUUUCUGAACCUAUUCCAAAUGGUUUCUACUCUGUUGUUCCUGAGAAAAGGCUAAAGGAACUUUUUGAAGACAUUCCUACAUUGGAUGAGCUUCAUGCUUUGGAGCCUGAGGGUUUAGGAGCAGAUGUUAUAGUUGUGGACACCAAGAAAGACAAGAAGCUCUCAAUGCUAAAGCAACUCAUUGUUGCACUGGUGAAAGAACCGUGGUGUCCGGGCCAACUUGUGCGCACCUCGACUAAUUCCUGCUACUCCCACCAGCUCAAGUUCCAUGUGUCUGAUGUUUACAAACGACCAAACUCGGAACUAUGUCAUACUAAAGCCUCACAUGAUGAAGCCUCUCACAUUUCUGACAACCGAGGUGUCCAGAUGUUGGGUCAAAUAAAGCAUGGCUCAUGCCGUCCUCGAGCAAUAUUAUUCAAAUUACUUGCGGAUACUGUAGGUCUUGAAAGCCGGCUAGUUGUGGGUUUACCUGCUGAAGGAGCGUCCGAGUGUGAAGAAUCUUAUAAGCACAUGUCUAUACUAGUUGUGCUAAAUUCUGUGGAGCUACUUGUUGACCUUAUGCGCUUUCCUGGUCAACUUAUUCCACGAACAACCAAGGCUAUUUUCCUAACCCACAUAGCUGCUGGGGAGAGUGAUUCUGCAGAAAAUGAUUCCUGCGAUUCACCUCUGGAACCGAACAGCCCCCUCUAUGGGGUUUCAGAGAGAAACGAUACUGAUAGUUCUGAAAAAGAUGACAUCCUCCAGUAUCAGAGGAGAUUUGAAGCAUCUUCAGGUGCUGCUGGAUAUUCGUUGAGGAAUAUGAUGUUGCGUUCUAACACUUCAAUUGACAGAAAACUGAGUUUGUCGCAUAGCGAACCUAAUACUGCUUCAACGGUUUGGAGAAGAGGUCGCCGGAAAGUUAUAACAGAACCGAGGACUGCAAGUUCAAGUCCCGAGCAUCCUUCAUUUAGAGCACAUGGACGGUCCAUGCUUAGUGGUGAUAACAAAACAUUCAGGGAUUAUUCAGAUGAUGUUGCUACUUCAAGGUCAGAAGGUGCAUCAACAUCAGAAACACGAAGAUUACGAAGAAGGAGCAUUAGUAUAACUCCAGAAAUUGGUGAUGAUAUCGUAAGGGCUGUUAGAGCAAUGAAUGAAGCACUUAAGCAGAACCGACUCUUGAAAGAACAAGAGGAAAAUACUUCAUUUCAUGCUUCAAACAACAGAGAUUGUGCGUCAGAUCUGAAAAAGGAUAUCAGUUCACAGAAGGCAAUGUCAUUACCCUCAUCUCCCCACGAGCUGAGGAGGCAGGCUCCAGAAAGUAGUGGUCCGGACAGGACGAAUAAUGAAUUGUUUUCAACCUGGAACAGGAUUCUAGAAUCACAUAUGUAUCAGAAUAAGCCUCUUCUACCUUUUGAAGAAUGGAAUAUAGACUUCUCAGAGUUGACUGUUGGCACUCGAGUUGGCAUAGGGUUCUUUGGAGAAGUUUUCCGUGGCAAGUGGAAUGGAACUGAGGUUGCUAUUAAAGUUUUUCUGGAGCAAGAUCUUACUGCUGAAAAUAUGGAGGACUUCUGCAAUGAGAUCUCUAUCCUUAGCCGACUUCGGCAUCCAAAUGUUAUAUUAUUCCUGGGUGCCUGUGCAAACCCUCCACGUUUAUCAAUGGUUACUGAGUACAUGGAGAUGGGAUCUCUGUAUUAUUUGACCCAUUUAAGUGGUCAAAAGAAGAGGCUUAGCUGGCAGAAGAGGCUCAAUAUGCUUCGUGAUAUAUGCAGAGGGUUGAUGUGCUUACAUCGGAUGAAGAUUGUCCAUCGUGAUUUAAAAAGUGCAAACUGCCUCGUGAAUAAGCGUUGGACUGUCAAAAUUUGUGAUUUUGGGCUCUCAAGAAUAAUGACAGAUGCAUCUAUGAAAGACUUGGCGUCUGCUGGCACUCCUGAAUGGAUGGCUCCAGAACUCAUUCGUAAUGAGCCUUUCACGGAAAAAUGUGACAUUUUUAGCUUUGGGGUGAUAAUGUGGGAGCUUUGCACCCUAAACAGACCGUGGGAGGGUAUACCACCAGAUCGGGUAGUUUAUGCUGUUGCCAAUGAAGGAGCAAGGCUAGAGAUACCUGAGGGACCCCUUGGUAGACUAAUCGCAGACUGCUGGGCAGAGCCAAACGAAAGACCUAGUUGUGAGGAAAUUCUAACACGACUGCUAGACUGCGAAUACUCACUAUGUUAGUGUGUGAAUUCACUUUUCCUUUGUAUAGAGGAACACAUGGUAGAGGUGUUAAUGAUCUCUGGCUCAAGUUUUCACCUUUGUGUGAUUUUCCAGUUUCAGAAGAAUGUACGUUUUACCUACAUUGAAAAUACAAAAAUCUUCCUUCCUUUUUUGUUUAA
This is a messenger RNA of Nicotiana tabacum (common tobacco), 2882 nucleotides long. RefSeq names its product serine/threonine-protein kinase EDR1. Gene Ontology annotation, biological process: protein phosphorylation; signal transduction. Gene Ontology annotation, molecular function: protein kinase activity; ATP binding. Gene Ontology annotation, cellular component: cytoplasm. Lineage: Eukaryota; Viridiplantae; Streptophyta; Magnoliopsida; Solanales; Solanaceae. The record is from RefSeq and is a predicted model, not a curated record.